GCCGACCUGACCUCGUCCUCUCCUGCAGAUGCCGUCGCCCACCCAGAUGACGACCUCCUGUUCCAGUCGCCGACGCUCCUCGACGACGUCGACAGCGGCGAGUGCAUCACGUCCAUCUUCCUCACGUCGGGCGACUCUGGCGCCGGUUCUCAAUACGCGAGGAGCCGCGAGACGGGCAACCAGGCCGCCUACUCGCAGAUGUUCGGCGUCAACAACACGUGGACCGAGUUCUACGCGACGUUCGGCGGUCAAUCCGUCCUCGUGCGCACGCUCGUCGCCAAGCCUCAGCACCAGGCCGUCUUCUUCCGCCUCCCUGACGGAGGAUGGGACACGGGCGGGUUUGCGGCAACCUCCUUCCAGACGCUGCGCGGGCUCUACUUUGGCUCGAUCUCGUCCAUCACGAACCAGCCGGGCGACGCGACCUACACGCUCACGACGCUCAAGCAGGCCAUCUCGCAAAUCAUCGCCGCCCGUCAGCCCAGCCGGGUCCGCACGCUCGACUACCUAUCCGACUUUGGCGGCGGCGACCACGACGACCACCUCACGACCGGCCGCCUCGUCAAGGACCUUGUCGGGUCGGCGAGCGUGAGCGGCUUCAUGGGCUACCCGGUCCAGAACCUCGCGCCGACGCUCUCGACCUCCUCGACGGCGUACAAGCGCAAGACGGCCGCCUUCCUGAGCUACACGCCGUACGACUCUGCCGAGUGCCAGUCGCUGUCGGCGUGCGCCAGUCGAGGCGAGGGGUCGUGGCUCCAGCGCGAGUACGCCGUC
Molecule: messenger RNA, 771 nt
Organism: Rhodotorula graminis WP1
Lineage: Eukaryota; Fungi; Basidiomycota; Microbotryomycetes; Sporidiobolales; Sporidiobolaceae
Exons: 3
Source: RefSeq, a predicted model, not a curated record